CUAUUCGAUAUUGCAAAUAUGGAAGCAUACUGUAAUGAUCAUUGCUAUCUUCGUAUAGAACUAUGGAAGCAGUUGAGAACAGAACUGGAAAAUUCUGUGUCAGUAAACAGUAGUAAAAGAAUGACAUAUUUCAAAUCCCAUCAGGCGAAAAAUAUUGGAAGAAAUGAGAAACUUGUGCAGCGAUCAUAUGUUACGAUUGAUGACGUUCCAUUAACAUCAAGUGUUAAACGCUCUUCAUGUAAAAAAAUAUGGCAAUUUUCUCAGCAGUGGAGGAAACGAACUGCUGAUGAAGAAAGAGAGAUCUUAUUCAAAUUUGAAAAAGAGGGACUAGAUCAAGAAGAUUUGAAGUUUUUGGAAGAAUCAUUUUAUAUGUUACAAAAUAACGAGAUGGCACUGUGGAAUAAGAAACUAUGUUGGGUAGCAAAGGAAGUACCUAGUGUUCGUCAGUUGGAUAAAUCAAAGAAAAACGGGAAACAUGUCAACUAUUACGACGAUCGUAAACUAGAAGAAGUAAUACCGCACUUCUCAGGAUGUGCUCGCACAGAAGGUUACUAUAAACCAUCUCGCGAGGAUAAGAGAGGUGUUUCACGACAGGCAGAUAUUUUUCUGAGGAAGGAAAAUAGCAGAAGUCAGUUGUCGAUGCAGCUGUCGCGAGAAGCUCAUAACACCAGUCGGUGCUUGUUAACAACAAUGAGUGUUUCUUCUGAUAUAUACAAAAUCAAUCAUCUCACACUUCGCAGAAAAUUGGUUAAAUUUGCACGUUCGAAAAUUCAUGGCUGGGGAUUAUACGCCUUGGAGGCGAUAGCUCCUGAUGAAAUAGUCAUUGAAUAUAUUGGACAAAAAAUACGACCUACAGUGGCAGAUGUACGCGAAAAACUUUACGAAAAGCGUGGAAUUGGUUCCAGCUAUUUGUUUUGUAUUGAUUCUGAUUAUGUAAUUGAUGCUACACAAAUGGGAAAUUUGGCUCGAUUUAUUAAUCAUUCGUGUCAACCGAACUGUUAUGCAAAAGUUAUCGUUGUUGGUGGUGAAAAAAGAAUUGUCAUCUAUAGCAGAUUAUCGAUCGAUAAAGGCGAGGAAAUAACUUAUGAUUAUAAGUUUCCAGUUGAAAAAAACAAGAUUGAUUGUCUUUGUGGAGCACCCAACUGUCGUGGGUCUCUGAACUAA
This is a messenger RNA of Thelazia callipaeda (thelaziosis nematode), 1164 nucleotides long. The record is from the annotation of a GenBank genome assembly. Lineage: Eukaryota; Metazoa; Nematoda; Chromadorea; Rhabditida; Thelaziidae.